Molecule: messenger RNA, 3422 nt
Organism: Tigriopus californicus
Lineage: Eukaryota; Metazoa; Arthropoda; Copepoda; Harpacticoida; Harpacticidae
Exons: 3
Coding region: 596-1927 (443 amino acids)
Source: RefSeq, a predicted model, not a curated record
UCAGGAGAGUUAGACAAUGUUUAUUUGGAACUAACGUGCCGUGACAUAUUGCAUCGAAGUGGACAUGUGUGUGUGUGUUUGACAUUCGGUGAUGUGUGUGUCAUAAGCUGAAAAUGUCGGGGGAAGGAUUCCUUUCUAGAUAUCAGUGAACGCUCAGCGAUAUUUUUUGAGUUUGGUCAAAUUUCACUCUCCUUGAUUGCCAUCGAGACAAUGAAGAGAAAGCCACAAUUUCCCUGGCUCAAGAGGAGCUGAAAAGAAGUCUUGGUAUUUUCUUCACAAGAGUUUGUCCAUAAAUCAAAGUUAUGCACCCAACGAACCUAACUGUUUGACGUGCGAAAAGACAAAGUUUGAAAUGCACUUGACGCGCAGUUCUGACUGGACAUAACCGUUCAAAAAAAACCCUUGGCCAUUACUUGUUUCCUUGUGUAAACGGAGUAGUUUCUGCAAGUGUGUGUGCCAAUUUGGAGUGAGAGUGUCAAAGUCAUCAUAACAACAGCCUUUUGCCAGCAUCUGGCCUUCUGCUUGAGAGGUUCAUGUGUGACAUCAGAAGAGGAAUAAUAUCUGUGGUGCCUUUUCACAGGUGCUGAGGAACAACAUGUCCCAAGUGAUCUACACCAAUGAGAAUAACUCGCAAGAUCUCGGGAAUGCUCAGAUGCCCAAGGAAUAUCGAUUUGGGACCAGAUCCAUCUCUAAGGAUGAGGACCAGCAGCUUCGCCAGCAUCUCCCAUUGAAGAGUUGUUUGAUCAACGGGAACAAUCAUUGUGAACGCCGUGUCCGUUCGGUGCCCAUUGACCAUGGGCAAUCAAGGUUGUGGAGCCACAAUGCAAUAAACAACAAUCAUCAUCAUCAUCGCCAUUCCCCUCAUCCUCAUCCUCACCCUAACUCACAUCGGAAACGCAUCACGCCCUCUUCCCUUGAUGACCACCCUGCCAAUGGGCAAGGAUUCCGGGAUCCGCAACUAGAUAAUCAUGUGAUACGUGAAGUGAAUGACAAUUGUUGUUUACCGCAAGCUAGGGAGUGUUCUAGUGAUCACUUCGCGGAUGAUCAGGAGGAUGCCUUCUCGACCUCAAUUUCCAGGAAUAGCCCACCUCAGAUAGAAAGGCAACAACAACUCCCAUCCCACGAAAGUACAAGGCAUACAGAAAAGCCCUCUUGUCUCUCCAAGAGCAAGUCCGAGAGCUUCUCCAAGCCAAGUCCGCCACAGCGUCAGGUGAAAUUUCUGGACGAUUGUCAGAUAGAGACGGCAACGAAGGCGGUUCCGCUUCCCUACCGGUUGAAGGUCAAAAUGGACGAAUCUACCACCACGACCAGUUCCUCUACCAACACCAUUACUACUACCACUCAACAUCAUCAUCAACAACAACAACAGCAACAUCAUCACCAAAGCAGUCAUCAUGUGACUAUUGUGGACCACAGGAGUGGUUCCAAUCCUCAGAUCACCAUUGACGAAUAUGCGGGAGAGUACCCCCUUCAUGAAGAUAAUGCAUUCAGAACAAAAAUUGACAGUUCUUACGAGGGUUGGGACAACCCUUUCCGUCCUGAAGGACAGCUCAGUCACGAAGCGGAGGAGCUCUUACGUCUAUGGCGCGAGGGCAAACUGAAGCAUGCUGAUGGCACGCCCAUCAAAGACGAACCAGACGCAGCUUUCCUUGAAUCCACGGCCCAAGCUCAGAAGAAUCAGUCCAACAACCUUCAAGCCAAUGGGAAGAGCUCGGCCAAUCCCGGCAGCAGUGGCAGUAAAGGCGCCAGCGAAGGCAAUGGGAACAGCAGUAAUGGCGAUAUGAAGAAUGGCGGGAAACCGCUGACCACAGACACGGUGAAACGUGAAAACAUGCCUCAACUUGGCACCCCUGGAAGGGUGCAGCACGUCACCCUCGGGGAUGACAAAGGGCCCAAGAAGAAGAAAGGCUGCUGCACGAUUAUGUGAAACUAAGACCACGUGCUUUUGAGUGUACGAUUUGAAUGCUUGGCGGAGCGAUAAUGACGUGGGGAAAAAAGAGGGGAAAAAGAAGGAUAAGUAUCGGGCCAAAAGUGAGGUUGUGGCUUUGUUUAAGGUUUCCUUGGAACAAUUUGUCAAGGCUCCCACACACAAGGACUGCCACAAGCUGCAAAUUUUGGUCGACGAUUACGACGACGACGCUGUGAAACAUUUGUGCCAUGAUUAAUUGACUGAAGUUUCUGAAAAGACCGAGGAGAAAUUCACUGCUACCGCUUUGCUCUGCACCACAAUAUUCAAAUCAAUCACAACCCUCAAGAGCACGGGGUGUGUCAUGAUCGGCCUUCAGUCUAAAAUCUGAACGGCAAGACUUGAGGCACCCAAUCCAAAAAUAUAUGGCACUUCAUCCUCGUCUUGGUUACGGUAAAAUCAAGGAUGAAUGCUUCAUCCGGCUCGGUGAUGAUCAUCAUAUGAAUACUUCUACGAAUACUAAUACAACUAUGAUAAUUGAACAAUUAUACGAUUACUUUUACGAUGCUUCCCAAAGAAUGCUUGUCGAGAGAGGUGGAUAUCCAGUACGACGAUGAAACGAUGGAGGAAAAGCAAAAGAUGACUAUUUUUGUACGUCAAGAAAAAAAAAGAUACAGAAUUCUGUCUCGUUCUUGUAGUCCUUCUGCAGACCUUUUCUCUCUUCACCUUAGUCGCAAAAAAAAUAUUACAAGCUCAUUUCGUUCUCUGCCUCCCCCAUUUUCCCCAGAGAUUUUUUUUUCAUCACAAAUCCUCCCGAAGAAAAAAGAAAAACGAGACCACGCCCAUUGGAUGUGUAAAGAAAGAACAACAACAACAGCACCUGCAGCCUGACUCAUUAAAGAUGGCCGAAAAUAGGCUUGAUUCACAAGAAAGCGGAACUCUAGAACACUUUCAAUUUGUUUUGUCAGAUCAUUAACGGUAUUUAUGUUCCCAACAUCAUCAUCAACUUCUUCUUGAACAACAAACAUCACCAUACUUUUACUACUGUACGUACACACCUCGAUCCCCAAUUCCCAAACACCAUCUUCUACAACUACAAACAAAAAGAUGUAUUCGAUUUCUUGUUGCUGCUGCUGCUACUACUACUACUACUAAGGCUGCUAUGGCUGCCGCUACUGUCCCUAUUGCUAGAGUACUUUGCACAUACGAAGGAUAUGUUUGUAUCCGCGGGUCUCGCUGUUUCACGAUCAUAUAUGUUUCAUGUAUAUGGAAAUGCUGUUGAUAAUAGCUUGGCACCAAUUUGAAAGCAACCAAACCAAGGCCGUGUUUCUCCCUGACGAGAAGCCAAUCAAAACUGAACCACAAACACCCGUUUGCUAAUAGAGAAGCUCACUUUUCCGGAAUUUCCCCAUUCUCAGCUUCCUUUCUUUAUCACAAGCUCGUUUACAGUACGAUUUAGUUACAGACAAAUGAAAAUAAAAUAUCUAGUCAUCAGUAUGAUAAAGUAAAGAUUCAA